UCCUAAUAAAAUUCCUAUCAAAAAGGUAACAGAUAAUUACACACAGUCAAAAGUAAAAAAAGAUGGGUCGGGGUAAUGGAUGGUGUUAAAUUUGAAUUCAAUGAUAUAAUAUCAUAGUAUAAGAAAAACUAAGUAUAUUAAUUGAUUUUAUUAUUGUAAACAAAAUAAUUUAUUGACUUAUUAACUUGAAACUUUGUUUUCAAUUUUCAAUACUUAGCUAUAAAAGUUGAAUAUUUUAUACAUUAAUUUUAAUUACAAAAUAAUUUUUAAUGAUAUAAAUUUGGUCGAAAUUUGAACUUUAAAUGUUUAUAAAAAAAUUUGUGCUAUGUAUUUUUAAUAUUUUCGACUGUUAUAGUAACAAUAUAUCAGGAGCCUUCUAUUAAAUUUCCACCCUUUUUGACCCAACAAAUCAAAUAUUGACAAAUAUAGAAAAAAAACUAAAAAAAUUGAAAAUGUUCGUAAAUAGCUCAAAACAUCGUCGAAAUAUUUUGAAAAUUUUAUCAAGUAUAGGAAUUGAUAAAAUAAACAUAAGGUGUACAUUUCAAGUAUAUUUAUUAUUAAACUAGUAUUUACAUUUAAAAAGAAAAAAAUUUUAUAUUCUUCUAAUUCAAAAUAAUUUACAAAUUUUCGUGAUUUUUACAUAUUUUGUCAAAAUUUGAACUAUAAAUUGUGAUAGUAUUUUGAAUAUUUUUUAACUGCCAUUGUAACAAUAUAUUACAAUUUCCAACUUUUUGCCAAACGAAUAAAAUUUAAUUGACAUUUAUAGAAAAAAAAACUAAAAAAUUGGAAACUGAAUAUGUUCGUAAACCGAUCAAAACAAGUUAAAAUAUUAUGAAAAUUUGAUUGUGUAUGGAAAAUGCUAAUAUAAACAUUCAGUGAAUAUGUCGUGUAUUUACGGUUAUUUGUUGCAUGGUUAAACCAAAAUCGAUUUUACAUAAAAUUCCCGUUUUUCCUUAAAUUUAUAUUUUUUUUUGUUUUUCUCGGCGCUUUUGAAAACUUUUGUGAAUUUUAAAUUUUGACCUCCUGAAACACCCCACUAUAUUCACUUUUCCAUCGAACAAGAUACUGUUGAAGAAAAUCGAAGCAGUUUUAAAGCCCCCCAAACGGCGAUUGCAGACAAAAAAAAUAAUAAUAAAAAAAAAAAAAAACACAUCAAUGUAAAAUCAAUACAUUCAUCGCUCCGCUCACAAUCAAAAAAUGCGUCAUUCACGUAAAACAAUUAAUAACGUGUUUUGUGUGUGAAUCUAAUGUUUGAAAAUAUUAAGUAACAUUAAUAUAUUUUAUGAAUAAAAGAAAUCGGUACUAGGUACUGCUACAAGUACAAUAUUGUACAAAGUUAAGAUCAAUUAAGUACGAAGCAGUCGAUGCACUCGAUUUCAGUUUUUUAUGUGCUAAUGUGAUUUUUAUAGUUCCGUGUUUGUACCUUUAACUAAGUGAACUAUUGUAGUAUUGUCUUAUUAUGUGGUAUUAGUAAACAAUAAACAUUCAAUGUUUUGGUCAUUGACUUGCGGUCUGCGAUGCUAUCAAUUAUUAUUUAUUAUCAGUGUUUUCUUUUAACAUUGAUAAGAUUAACGAUUUUUUUGUACCAUGUACAAGAACGCGAUACGAAUUUGGUACGACGAGUGAGGACCGAGGACAAAAGUCAAUAAUACUCAAUCGCUAUGAAUUCUCAUUUAUUCAGUCUUCCUAUUUUGUACAACUUAAAACAAUUUAAAACGUAAUUUUACGAAUAAUAAAAUAUUUCCAUAUACAGAAAUAUACCUAUGUAAACAAAAAAAGACUAAACAUAGACUGUCUUUUGAAACCUCAUCUAGUCAUAAACUUAACACAAAUGUAAUAAAAUUUAUAAUUUAUGAUAUUUAAACCCCGAGAAUUCGAUGAAAAGAAUUGUUGACAUAGGCUAGUUGCAAAACUGUUGGCAAAAUGGCAAGUAAUUACAAUCAAGAUGGGCAAAUUCCAAUUCCACCUCGUAGAACACGCUCGAGUACUUCGGAUAAAAUACCCUAUGUGGUUGAUGUGGUGGCCGAAAGAUGUAUUGUGCCGGCUAUGGAGAGAAUGUCACGAAGGGAGCUCAAUAUGGUUGAAAGUAUAUCACCUUUAGAUCGCCUAAGAAAUAAUGUAGACAUGUCAGAAAAUGUUGCUAGAAUGGCAUCACAUCUCAAACAGUUGGAGAAAAAAAGGGAUGAAUUACAAAGACAAUGUACAGCCAUUGAGACUAUGAAUAGGCAAAGUGAAGUAAAUCGAUUAAUCGAUAAAAACAAAGAACUGAAACAAGAUGUUUUUGUAUUAAAAAAUCUAACUUAUAGGUUGAAUAGAGAAUUGGAAAAAUGUCAAGAUAAACUGCUAUCAAAAGAUCAAUUUCCAGAAUCUGGGGGUUACAUGCGAGUACAAGAUCCCAAAAAUAUAAGCUGGCGCAGGGAAGAUAUUAAUGCAGUAUCACCGUUGUUAGAAGCAUACCAAACAUCUUUAGAAGAGAAAGAUGUUACUAUUGAAAGCUACAAAAAUGAACUUGCUCGAUUUUCUUCUAGAAGUAGAGAAAUUGCUGCUGAAAAUGAAAAUCUUUAUCAACAGCUUGAAGAAGCAAAUGAAAAAGUCGAAGUUACAUAUGGAGAAUGGAAAUCAGUGGAGUCCGAAGUAGCAAUGCUAAAAGAACAUAAUGAGUUAUUGGUCAGGCAAGCCAAAUUACAUCAAGCGAAGUUACAAGACUUACUUCGUUCAUACCAGUCAAGAGUUACUGAAUUGAAUGGCGAACGAGACCAUCUAUCUGAGAAAUAUGAGAAUGCCCGUAUAGAGCUUCUUCAUUUGCAAGGUCGUGUGUCCUCAUUAGCUGGAGACUUGAAUCGCAUGAAAACCGAAGAUGAUAAUAAAAUUCCAAUUGCUGUGCACACUUCUGCCGUGAACGAGUGUCGGAGACUUUUCGAAGAACUCAAGUGUCGUUACGAUGACGAACGUGAUACGUUGAUGCGAAGGUUGAUAUCUUUCGAAGAGGAAAGGCCUACACUCGACAUCAGGAUCGUUACUCUGACCACCGAAUUAAAUCAACAGCGGUCCAUCAACAAAGCUUUGGAUUUACAGUGCUCGCAGUUAAAAGCGAAAUGUGAUGCGUUGGAGAAACACCUGUUCGAUUGUGAGUCGGAGAAAAAUACCAACAAGAAACAGUUGGCGGAUGCCAUGGUGUUCCUGCGAGAAACCAUCAACGAACAGGAGGCGUUGUUGCGCCGCGCGGCCGGCGAUGGCCGGAAUGACGCUUCGGCCGCUAUGUUGAGCGCCUCCAUAAGCGCCCGAGUGAAGGCCCUCACCGAACACCUGAAGUGCGUCGAACAAGGUGCGCAUCAGGAAGUGAACCGUUUAAGCGGCCGCCUGUACGAACAGUCUGCUGAGCUGGAACGAAUGAAGAAGACAUACGAGAACGAGAUCAACGCACUGAACAACGCCCUUCUCCAGAAGCAGAGCGUUAUAGACUCGAUGGACGCAAACCUGGAGAGAUAGCAAUGGUGCCCAUGCGCCGCUUUUUCUUCGUCGUGGUGCCGUAGUCUUAGUCAGUACAUAUUAAGAAGGGUAUAAAUAGAGGUUGUAAUAAUAUUGGAAAAGCCAAAUAAUAACUAAAAUAAUAUCUAUAAUAUAUAGCUUUAUAAAAAG
Molecule: messenger RNA, 3639 nt
Organism: Metopolophium dirhodum (rose-grain aphid)
Lineage: Eukaryota; Metazoa; Arthropoda; Insecta; Hemiptera; Aphididae
Product: paramyosin-like
Exons: 10
Coding region: 1924-3489 (521 amino acids)
Biological process (GO): cilium assembly; chemical synaptic transmission; mitochondrion organization
Cellular component (GO): ciliary transition fiber; centriole
Source: RefSeq, a predicted model, not a curated record